ACACUUAAGUAUAAAAUGCCGUCUCGACUGAAGGAUGUUUUGCCUUUCCUAGAAAUUGACAAGAUUCAGAAGGGAGAGUCGAAGAAGGAUGAAGAGGAGACCUACUUGGAUUUAUUUUCCCAUAAAAAUAUGAAGCUGAAGGAACGAGUUCUGAUCCCAGUCAAGCAGUAUCCUAAGUUUAACUUUGUUGGGAAGAUCCUGGGACCUCAAGGCAACACCAUCAAGCGUCUGCAGGAAGAAACCGGAGCAAAGAUCUCAGUUCUGGGGAAGGGAUCCAUGAGAGACAAGGCAAAGGAGGAAGAGCUACGCAAAGGAGGAGACCCAAAAUAUGCUCACUUAAAUAUGGACCUGCAUGUCUUCAUUGAAGUAUUUGGACCACCGUGCGAGGCUUAUGCUCUCAUGGCCCACGCCAUGGAAGAAGUCAAGAAGUUCCUUGUUCCGGAUAUGAUGGAUGACAUCUGCCAGGAGCAGUUUUUGGAGCUGUCCUAUCUCAAUGGUGUCCCAGAGCCAACCCGUGGCCGAGGGCUUCCUGUGAGGGGCAGAGGAGCGGUUCCCCCACCUCCGCCUGUCCCUAGGGGACGGGGUGUGGGGCCUCCUCCACUUCCCCCACGUGGAGCCCUUGUGCGAGGGGCCCCCGUGAGAGGUGCCAUCACAAGGGGAGCAGCUGUGGCCCGCGGUGUCCCCCCUCUGCCACCCGUGAGAGGGGCCCCUGCUCCGAGAGCCCGCACCGCCGGCAUUCAGAGAAUACCUCUUCCACCCCCUCCUGCACCAGAGACCUAUGAAGAUUAUGGCUAUGAUGAUGCUUAUGCGGAGCAAAGUUAUGAAGGCUACGAAGGCUACUAUAGCCAGGGUCAACAGGAAACAGAAUACUAUGACUAUGGCCAUGGUGAGGCUCAAGAAUCUUAUGAAGCAUAUGGUCAAGAUGAUUGGAAUGGAACCAGGCCCUCCCUCAAGGCCCCUCCGACCCGGCCAGUGAAGGGGGCCUAUCGAGAGCACCCCUACGGACGCUAUUAAAGCCUUCGUGCAGGGGAAAUAAUCACUUUUGGGGCAAACAGUUGUUUCUGAUUCAGUUGUAUCUCCCAGGAUUCCUGUUCCUUUACCCACAACAGACAAGAGGCGAGCUGCCCAUUGGCUGAAAACAACAUUGGUUGAGAACUCACUGGGUGGAAUCUUCAAAUCCAAGGAGAUGGCUUGGAGGCACUCUUAAAUAAUGUGUACUGUUACCAAGAAGUAGUCCAGGAAAAUUUGUAAUACCUGUGUUCUGCAGUUGGGAUUCAAAAAAAAAAUUUUUUUUUAAUUGAACAGUCCUGGGGACUCUUGCUGAAACUGGUAGUGUUGACAAAUGAAGAUCUAAAACAUGAGGUGCAAAUGUGUUUUCUAGUACCCCAGGGAGGAAGGGAUUUGCCCUCUCAGCACCGCCAAAGACUUCAGGGAAGAAAGGUGGAAGACGGAUGCUCUCAUCAGCAUCCUGUUGAAUUGAAGCCCUUUGCUGGCAAAGGUUCUCGUAAUGUACCGGGCAGUCAGAUACGAUUGUGGAAAUGAUUUUCAGGUUUUCCAUGAAGUACUGUUGAGUCGUAGCCUAAGGAGACGUUUACUUGGGCCUUUUCGUGUUUGAUCACACUGGUUUCUGGAAACUGCCUCUUUGCUUGUUUUGUCACUUAAGCAAAGAGUGCAUGGGACCCGGAUACCGUUUGAGUCUGUUCUCUAGCUUUGACUACGUUUUAAUAAAGGCACUCUGUUUUUUAAAUAAAGCACAA
Messenger RNA from Pogona vitticeps (central bearded dragon), 1757 nucleotides. The record is from RefSeq and is a predicted model, not a curated record. NCBI's taxonomy places the organism in Eukaryota, Metazoa, Chordata, Lepidosauria, Squamata, Agamidae.